UCCGUGACCCAGAAGUGCUUUUUUAUUGUUGCGGACACUUUCUUUUGGAUUAGCAAAUUGUAGCUACACCAACAACAGAAAUACAACAAUUCAUAAAUGUAUUUAGCAACAAACAUCUUCAUACGGAUUAUAACUGCCAGUUCAAUCAAACAUAAAACGCAGACCGCAAUUUGUGACUGGAUUAAGGCGAAACAAGGACGGAGAGAGAGAGACAAAUAUAGCUACUAGCUAACGUCGCGUUAGCCUGUUAACGCAAGGGCUAAACAGCAAGUUGACAUGAAUUCUCUCGUCGGCUAUGGCGUGUCCUCUGAUUCUGACAGCGAUGGGGAUAUUGUAAACAACAAGAAGACUGAGAGCAAGUUGGAUGGAGAGACCCAGAAGAAGGGCCGCAAUUUCCUCCUAGAGUCCGGGUCAGCCUCCAGCGAGUCGGACUGUGACUCCAACCCAGAGGAAGAGGUGAACCCUGUAUCUCAACUACAACCAAAAUGCCCUCCUCCUUCCUGUAUGGGACCCCCCUCCAAGUCCCGGACCCCUCUCCUCCCCGCACCCACUAGCUCCCUCUCCCACAAACUCCCCCCUCCCCCCCUCGGGGCCUCGUCCAAGAGUGGCGUAUUCGCCAACCCCUUCAAGGCUCAAGCCGACCAGAAGCUCAACGUCUUGCAGAAGCAUGUCCCUCUCACAGUGCAGGCCCGGCCCUCCCAGAUAGGGGGCAAGAGGAUGUGUGUGGCGUACAGGAAGGACGGACGCUGCAGGUUCGGGAUCAAAUGCAAGUUUGCCCACGACAGCGAUCUCCAGAGCUCCAUCAUUCCCAAUGACUAUGACCCCCCUGAGGAUGACGCUCCCGGAUCGCACCAAGCUGACCCCAACGCAGGAGGCUCUUCAUACAUGGGUCGCCAGAACUUUCACCCUGAAGAGGAGGAUAGUCAGCAGUCUAGGAAGAGGAGAGUAGGGCUGAGUAACACCCUAGUGCCUCCUAAAAGGGCGUUGAAGAAUUAUGCAAUGCAGAGGAAGAGAGAACAGGUCAAUUUGAACUGAGCGACUUGCACAGGAAUACUGUCAGCAGCAAUACGCUGUGUGUGUGUGUGUGUGUGUGUGUGUGUGUGUGUGUGUGUGUGUGUGUGUGUGUGUGUGUGUGUGUGUGUGUGUGUGUGUGUGUGUGUGUGUGUGUACACGCUCACAUUGUUUUAGUGUGUGACAAGAGAAAAUGGGAACGUGUUCCAAUUUUGUACCAUUAUUCUGCACUCAUCUACUCCCCAACCAAUGGAUGUGAAAGGAAUGGACUGGUGUAAAAUAUGGUUUAAACUUCUCUCUUAAACCCAUGCUUACGAGUGAGCAAGUGCAAACUAAUCAGACUACAGCCAGAGAGUAUUCUAUACACCGUUUGUCAGUAUGCAAGAUAGGAUAACUAUACCACACUUCCAAACCUCUGUUCAUAUACUUCAGAUUGGUAGUUUGUACAUGGGGUUUUUGUAGUUUCAUCGAAAACGUAUUUAUUUUGGAAGAACCUGUCCAUUGGAAAUAUAAGCUACAUUUUAUCAUUGUUAAAUAAAUGUGUUA
This is a messenger RNA of Oncorhynchus gorbuscha (pink salmon), 1557 nucleotides long. RefSeq lists its product as uncharacterized. The record is from RefSeq and is a predicted model, not a curated record. Lineage: Eukaryota; Metazoa; Chordata; Actinopteri; Salmoniformes; Salmonidae. The transcript is spliced from 2 exons. Gene Ontology annotation, molecular function: metal ion binding. Bases 277 to 1035 code for a protein of 252 amino acids.